Trichoderma breve is the source of this 861-nucleotide messenger RNA. RefSeq names its product enoyl-(Acyl carrier protein) reductase domain-containing protein. The transcript has 3 exons. The record is from RefSeq and is a predicted model, not a curated record. Bases 1 to 861 code for a protein of 286 amino acids. Lineage: Eukaryota; Fungi; Ascomycota; Sordariomycetes; Hypocreales; Hypocreaceae. Gene Ontology annotation, molecular function: oxidoreductase activity, acting on the CH-OH group of donors, NAD or NADP as acceptor.
AUGCCUCCGUUUCCCGCGCUGCCCCCGCGGCCGUCACGCCGUCUCGACGGAAAAGUCGCCAUUGUCACCGGCGCGGGGAGCCUCGGGGACGGCCUCGGCAACGGACGUGCCAUAUCCCUGCUCCUCGCUGGCGACGGCGCCACGGUGCUCUGCGCGGACCGGGAUUUGGCUGCGGCAAAGCGUACGGUAGAGAUGAUUGUCCAGGAGGGAGGCACAGCAGCUUCACUAUGCGCGGACGUGAGCACAGAGGGGGAUUGUGAGAAGCUAGUUCGGACGGCGGGAGGCCUGUUUGGGAGACUGGAUAUUCUGAUAAACAAUGUGGGCAUCAUGGGCGCAACGGGAACGGCUGUGGAGGCGAGUGCUGAGGAGUGGGCCAAGGGCUUGAGCAUCAAUGUGACGGGGAUGAUGCUCAUGGCCAAGUACGCAAUUCCGCUGAUGCUCAAAAACGAGCCUGGGGAUGGAGGCAUCAGAGGCAACAUUGUCAACAUGGGGUCUAUAGCAGGCCUGCAAGGAGGGACGCCGCAUCUGUUCUAUCCAACGAGCAAGGGUGCGGUAGUCAACAUGACACGAAGCAUGGCGUAUAAUCACGGACGAGAAGGCAUCCGGGUCAACUGUGUGUGUCCAGGAUUCCUUUAUACGCCCAUGGUUGCGGGCAAUGGCAUGUCAGAUGAGCUACCACUGUCGAUUCGACGAUGGUGUAUUUUCAAGCAGUGGCCGUCCGAUGAACUCGAGCAUGCCGAGAAGUUGACACACAAGGAAGCCAACAGCGAUAAAUCAAAUCACAUCUCAGAGCUCUACAACAGCACAUCUGCAGACUCCAUGCUCUUCGAAAUCAGAUUGAUGCGUUUCUCCUACCAUUAA